AAACAUUUAAAAAAUAUGUCAAUACAAGGAAACGGAUUUUGUGAGAAGGUUAAGGCGUACCCCCUAGGCGACGCGCAGGUGCAGCACCCGGCGCCUGUGGGAAAUGGACAAGGGUUGUUGCAUCACGGACGGGUGCGACGUAAGAAGCAAGUCCGGGAAGUAAGAAUGAGGAUGGUAAGCUGGAAUGUAGGAACUAUGACUGGGAAAGGAAGAGAGCUAGCGGAUGUUUUAGAAAGGAGACGUGUGAACAUUGCUUGUUUGCAAGAAACGAGAUGGAAGGGUUCAAAAGCUAGAGAAAUCGGGAUGGGUUUUAAAUUUUUUUACUGCGGGAGUGAUGGCAAAAGGAAUGGGGUUGGCGUAGUGUUAGAUAAUGAGUUGAAAAAAUGUGUGACAGAUGUAAAUAGAGUUAAUGAUCGAAUUAUAGUAGUCAAACUAAUUAUAGAAAAUGUAAUGUCCAAUAUAGUAAGUGUAUAUGCGCCUCAAACAGGUUGUGAUGAUGCGACGAAAGAGAAGUUUUGGAAUGAUUUUGACGGAGUUAUGAUAGCUAUCCCCAAUAAUGAAAAGGUCUAUAUAGGGGGAGAUUUUAAUGGUCAUGUAGGAAGACUCAAUGAAAGUUAUGAGAGAGUACAUGGAGGUCGGGGCUUUGGAAACCGUAAUCGGGAGGGAGAAAACCUGCUGCAGGGAGCCACGGCUUUUGAUCUGGCAGUAGUUAAUACAUUCUUUGAAAAACAGGAUCAACAUUUGAUAACAUAUAAAAGUGGGAAUCAUAAUACACAAAUUGAC
This is a messenger RNA of Bicyclus anynana (squinting bush brown), 783 nucleotides long. Its product is annotated as craniofacial development protein 2-like. The transcript has a single exon. The annotation marks the transcript as partial. Gene Ontology annotation, molecular function: catalytic activity. The record is from RefSeq and is a predicted model, not a curated record. Gene Ontology annotation, biological process: chromatin remodeling. Gene Ontology annotation, cellular component: nucleus. Lineage: Eukaryota; Metazoa; Arthropoda; Insecta; Lepidoptera; Nymphalidae.